Branchiostoma floridae (Florida lancelet) is the source of this 3749-nucleotide messenger RNA. Its product is annotated as zinc finger protein 431-like. Bases 94 to 2886 code for a protein of 930 amino acids. The record is from RefSeq and is a predicted model, not a curated record. NCBI's taxonomy places the organism in Eukaryota, Metazoa, Chordata, Leptocardii, Amphioxiformes, Branchiostomatidae. Gene Ontology annotation, biological process: regulation of transcription by RNA polymerase II. Gene Ontology annotation, molecular function: RNA polymerase II cis-regulatory region sequence-specific DNA binding; DNA-binding transcription activator activity, RNA polymerase II-specific. Gene Ontology annotation, cellular component: nucleus. The transcript has a single exon.
GAGGACCAGGCACAUGAAAAGCAAGUAACCUUGGAAAAUGAAUCUCUGUGCGAAGGCCCUUAUGAUGAGAACUCCAGUCAGCAUGAAAAGACAAUGUCAUUACGAUUACGAAAGAGAAAGCAUGCAAAGGAAAGGGCACUUAGCUGUGACACGUGCGGCUCAUCUACUACAUGCCAGUACCACUUAGAUAAACAAAGGGUCUACAAACCCUACAGGUGUGAUGCGUGCGGAUACAGAGCAAGAACCUUGUCAACUCUGUCCAAGCAUAUGCGAAAACACCGAGGUAAAAAACGCCACACGUGUGGUGAGUGCGGAUACAGGGCCUCCGAUCCCUACUCCCUGACCAGACACAUGAGGAAGCAUACCGGCGAAAGGCCCUACAAAUGCGCCCAGUGUGACUCGGCUUUCACACAAAGAGCACAUCUAGAGGACCACAUGAUCACACACUCCGGUGAAAAGCCGCACCGAUGUGGACAUUGCAACUUCAAGUCAGCUUGGAAAGGUGCUCUAAAACGACACAUGAGAAGGCAGCAUGCUGGCGGAAGACAAGGAUCGAUCGACGCCGAAAGGCCCCACAAAUGCAACCAGUGCGACCAUACUGCUACCAAGAAAAGACACGUGCACAGCCACAUGAUUACGCCCGCAGUUGUGAAACGGUACCUGUGCGGUCAGUGUGACUUCAAGACUACUUGGAAGCGGGCUCUAACCCGACAUAUCAUAAGGCAACACCCCGACUCUACAAACGAGACAAACACCAAUGACGACAACACAACAAGUGAGAAAAGCCAGCAGAGCAAGAAAAUGAAAAUAUUCUCCCCUGAAACCUCCAGCCCCCAAAUGGAAAAGCCCCGCGGUGGUUUUGUAUCUGGAAAGUGGUCUGCAGCACAAACUGAGAACCAGAGAAACGAUGGAGAGUCCGAGAGCCGGAUAGAAGAAAGUCAGCUGGAGGGGGAAGAUAGAAUUCUGUGCGAAGAAACUGAAGAUGUGAAAGACAAAGAAACGUCAUCAACUGGACAUGCGCAAACGACCGAACGAUCUAAAGGUACAUUUAAGCCCUACGGUUGUGAGGAGUGUGGCUACAGAGCGGCUACAAGGUAUAAACUGUCAGAACAUAUGUUGAAACACAGCAGUGACAAAUGUCACAAAUGUGAAAAAUGCGACUACAAGACGCAGUAUAAGUCUGCCCUUAGUCGACAUGUAAAAACACACAUAGGUGAGAAACCUUACAAAUGUGAUCAGUGCGACUAUUCUACUACACGGAAAGGGCGUUUAGACAAGCACAUGAUCCAACACACAGGUGAGAAACCCUACACUUGCAAGGAAUGCGGAUACAAGACAGCCAUGAAGAAUAACUUUUCCAGGCACUUGAACAUACAUUUGGAAGAGAAACCCUACAAGUGUGACGAGUGUGAGUUUAAAACGACUGACAAGUAUUCCUUCUCGGCCCACAUGAGGCUACACACCGGGGAGAAACCGUACAAGUGCCACAAGUGUGACUACGCCGCAACGCGUAGGGGCCCUUUACGCAGGCACGUAAUCAAACACCACGGCGACGAACGAUACAAGUGUGAAGAAUGCGGACACCAAGCGACUGAUACGUUUCACCUAUCCAAACACAGAAGAACACAUACUGGUGAAAGACCCUACAAAUGUGACCAGUGCGACUAUUCUGCUGCAGAGAGAAGCAAUUUAAAGCAACACAUGUAUAUACAUACCGGCGAGAAACGCUACAGUUGUGACAAAUGCGGAUACAAGACGACAUUUCACUCUGCGCUCAACCGGCACAAGAGAACACACACCGGUGAGAAACCUUACAAAUGUGACCAUUGCGAUUAUUCUACCGAACGGAAAACGCGUCUAGAAAUACACAUGGCCACCAAACACACUGGAGAGAGAACCUACACGUGUGACUUAUGUCAGUACGUGACAACCCAAGAGAGUCGCCUAUCACGACAUGUGAAAAGUCACACAGGUGAAAAACCAUUCAUAUGCGAUCUUUGCAACUUCGCUACUGUGACAAAAAAAAUGUUGAGAAAACACAUGUUCUCGCACGGUUUGAAGCCCUUGAUGUGUGAGAGAUGUGGCUACAGGACGGCGUAUAAUGAAGAACUAACUGUACACAUGAGGACACACACAGGCGAGAGGCCUUUCAAAUGUGACCAGUGUGACUAUUCUGCCGUACGGAAGAGCUUUCUGAAACGACACAUGCUCAAGCACACCGGAGAGAAACCCUACAUGUGUGAAAAAUGCGGACACAGAGCCAGAACGAGCACUGAGCUGUGCGUCCAUAUGAGAACGCAUACAGGUGAACGACCACACAAAUGUGACCGUUGUGACGCCAGGUUUGCCAAGAGAGCGCAUUUAAGGGAACACAUGUUCACCCACACCGGUGAGAAGCCCUACAAGUGUGGGAAGUGUGAUCACACAACGGCGUACAAGUCUGCCCUGUCCCGGCACACGAAAGCUCAUGCAGUGGAGACGUCUCGGAUCUCCCGGCGAACGGAACAAGCUGCGGUCGAAAAACCCUUCAAGUGUGACCAGUGCAACUAUUCAGCAGACCAAGAGCGCGCCUUGUAUCAGCACGCGUUUAUACACACCGAUGAGAAACCCUACAACUGCGAGGAAUGUGACCUCAGCACAGCUCAUUUUUCUGCGCUAUCUCGACACAUGAAACGCAAACAUGGAAGAGUACCAGAAAAAAUUCCAGUUGAAAGACGAUUCAAAUGUGACCAGUGUGACUAUUCCGCCGAUGACAAAAGCCAACUAUCCUUACACGCGGCCAAACACUCCGAUGAUAAACCCUACAAGUGCGAGAAAUGUGACGUCACGACAGCUUAUAAGUCUACACUGUUACGGCACAUGAGACAUAAACAUGCUGACGAAUAGUUAAGAAAAUCUUUCUAAUGUGAACUGAGUGACUACUUAACACUGCUAAACAAUAAACCAAUGCAAGCGUAUUGAGGAAUGUUUGCAAAGUUUACAUGUAGAAACAUUCAUAGACAAGGACCAGUAGUAGACCCUACAUAUUGUAUGUUGACUACUGACUCAGAUCUUCCUUUGUCUAGUAACACAUUGAGAAGUAAGUCUUCUCCCCUCAGGGGAAUUCCUUUUAAAGACUAACCCCCAGAGGUCGAGGUCCCUUUGUAGCAUGUCUUCCCCGCUUUCUUUGACUUUUCAAGUACAGCCCAUCGCCGGCAAAAGGAAAGACAUGGUAGAACUUGAGUACUGUAGUUUGUUGGAAAGCCUGUAUGUGUAACGAUUGUGACCACAGGUCAUUCUUCUAUAUAAGUUACAUUUUCAAAAGGGAAAAAGCUUAAAUGUGUGAUAAAAAACUUUACCCUUGAUACAGCUUUUAAACAUUUUUGCCAUGUUAACAUUACGAAUUUUUUUGUAUAUAUUUAUAUGUUAGAAAUAAAAGCACAUGAUGUUUAUAUUGAUGUACUCUCCAAGGAGGAGUUAGGCUCCAUCUUGUUUUCGAAGUCUUUGCAAGCGUUUUUGUUGGACAUUCUAUUUUGUCAGCUUUCCUUUGUGUACACUUUGUGUACAUUUGUCUGCUCUUUGCUGAUUUUGACCAAUUUAAUCAAUUCAUUCUAUCAAUUUUGAUGCGUCUUAUCUCAUGCGUCCCUUCACCAUGCCUUUAUCUGCAUUCUUUGUAAAUAUACAUGUAGGCGAAGUUGGUCAAAUAGAUGUUUUGCAAGUUGUUUGUUACCCAACUAUGCCAUUGAGUAAAAUAAAAAAUUUUAAGAGUA